UCUGACCCCGCCCGCCCCAGGGUCCGCACGUUCCCACGGGACUCGCCCCUGGGCCGCGACAUGGUGCGUGCGCUCAUGCACUACGCUCUCAAGGUCUGGGGCGACAUCACGCCCCUGAACUUCCACGAGGUGGCGGGCAGCGCGGCCGACAUCCAGAUCGACUUCUCCACGGCCGACCACAACGACCGCUACCCCUUCGAUGGCCCUGGCGGCACCGUGGCCCACGCCUUCCUCCCCGGCGACCACCACACCGCGGGGGACGCCCACUUCGAUGACGACGAGGCCUGGACCUUCCGGUCCUCAGAUGCCCACGGCAUGGACCUGUUCGCAGUGGCCGUGCACGAGUUUGGCCACGCCAUCGGGCUGAGCCAUGUGGCGGCCACGCAGUCCAUCAUGCAGCCCUACUACCAGGGCCCGGUGGGCGACCCGCUGCACUACGGGCUCCCCUACGCGGACCGGGUGCGCGCCUGGCAGCUGUACGGCGUGCGGGAGUCUGUGUCCCCCACGGCACAGCCGGACACGGCCGAGUCCGAGGAGCCUCCCCUCCUGCCGGAGCCCCCCGGCAACCGGCCCAGCACCCCGUACGUGCCCGGGAAGGACGUGCCUCACAGGUGCAGCGCCCACUUUGACGCGGUGGCACAGAUCCGCGGCGAGGCCUUCUUCUUCAAAGGAGACAGAUACUGGGUGUUCCAGGACACGCACGUGGAGGAGGGAUUCCCCCGGCCCGUCUCCGACUUCGGCCUCCCGCCCGGCGGCGUAGACGCUGCCUUCUCCUGGGCCCACAGCGACAAGACUUAUUUCUUUAAGGACCAGCUGUACUGGCGCUACGAUGAGCUCACGCGGCGCAUGGACCCCGGCCACCCGGCCCGCAGCCCCCCGUGGAGGGGCGUCCCCAGCACGCUGGACGACGCCAUGCACAAACAUGACCUCACCGCUUCCUGGCCGCUCCGGCCCGGCACCCUGAUGCCCUUCAGACGGGGCUGCGGGGGGCCGUCCUGGAGGCCUGGACCCGGGCCCCCUGCCCUCAGGUGGAGGGGCUUCCAGGAAGGUCUGCGUGGGGGUCACCAGCUCCGUCCUGCCCAGCACUUCCUGGACGACUCGGUGUCCCGGAGCGAUUACACCCAUUUCACAGAUGGGCCAGUGGAGGCCGGCCGGGAAACGGGCCUCCUGCCGGCAGCUCCGGCCGUCGGGUCUCAGGUGUGA
Molecule: messenger RNA, 1203 nt
Organism: Myotis davidii
Lineage: Eukaryota; Metazoa; Chordata; Mammalia; Chiroptera; Vespertilionidae
Gene: MMP17
Product: matrix metallopeptidase 17
Exons: 6
Coding region: 61-1203 (380 amino acids)
Biological process (GO): extracellular matrix organization; collagen catabolic process; proteolysis
Cellular component (GO): extracellular matrix
Molecular function (GO): metalloendopeptidase activity; zinc ion binding
Source: RefSeq, a predicted model, not a curated record